CAAUCAAUUUAUGUAUUAUAUGUAAUACCUUUGGAACGGCCUUACUCUGAGGAAGUUUAGAACAAGAAAAUUACUUCGAAUUGUGGAUUUAAAUAGCAGGCAGAGGAAGAACUUCAUGACUAGUGUGAUUUUCCCCAAGAUAAAAAGCAUAACCUUUCCUUUUUGGCAUGGGACAAUAUUUGCUAGCCUAAGGCUUUGGGAGGACUUGGUUUUCGCACUGUGGAGCUUCUAAACAAUUCUUUAUUGGCAAGGGUGGGUUGGAAGAUGGUCUCUAAUCCACCUCUUCUUUGGGUGGAUGCUCUUAGGGCUAAGUAUCUCAAAAAUGAUUCUAUAGGAAAGAUUCUGUGGUAUUGCUAGGAUGGCUGUCAGCUUCAGAUAUUGGGAUGAUUGCAUUGACCCCUCUGACAUGGAAGCAAUGUGGAGAAUUCCUGAAGUGAGCACUGAAUGGUUAGAUGCUGGGGAGUCUAGAGAACAGAGAGUUCACCUAUCACGAGAUCCAGAUGGACAGCCUUAUUUGACACAGACCGAGAUGAAGGCUGUGGCUGAGAUUGUUGUCAGCAGGCAUUUUGAUUCACGGAUAGAUCUUGACAUGAUUUGUGCUAUUGCUGAACUGGAAAGUGACAGACAGCCCCUUGCUACGUGGUAUAACCGAAAAACUAAGGAGACUACUGUAGGGAUCAUGCAACUUUCACAAAAAACGGCUGAGUGGCUGGUCAGUGACUUGGGUUACAGGUCAUAUGAAGUGGAAGGGAAUCCAGAUCUUCUGUGCAGGCCUUUUGUGAGCAUAUAUCUUGCUGCUGCUUACAUUAAAUGGUUAUCAAAUUUUGACCAAAAAGAAAGAAAUGAGGAGUUCGUAGUUAGAGCAUAUAAAGGUGGUCCAAAAAAGGCAACUCAUAAAUCAACUUUGCCAUUUUGGCAACGUUAUCUUUCAGUCAAAGAAAGUCUUCCAUCCAGAAAAUUAUUUGAUAAUGGUCCUUCAUCGAAUGAUGCUUUGGCUUCUGCUACAUCUCCUCCACCUGCUAUGCAAACCCCAGGUGGUGUUUACACAUAUUGGGACUCCAGAGCUUCUCCAGAAGACAUGGAAGAAUUGUGGAAGCAUCCUGAGGUCCUUAAAGAGUGGACUAGAUCUGGAGAGAGACGGGGAGAAGUGCGCUUUUCCCAUGAUGACAAGAAGAGACCCUAUCUUUCCCGGGUGGAAAUGAAGGCAGUUGCAGAAAUCAUUUCGUCAAAACACUUCAGCACAAAAGCAAUUAAACCUAUAGUUCUUUGUGCCCUUGCAGAGGUUGUUAGCCUGCGUUUCAUCAAUGGAGUUGGACCACGACCUGGAAUAAUGGGAAUUGACUAUUCAACAGCUUUCUGGCUUUACACGGAGUUAGGCUACAGGGCUUAUAGAGUUGACUCCGUUGAUGAUCUAACCAAGCCAUUUGUGUCCAUGUACUUUGGCGCGGCCUAUUUGGUAUGGUUGUCAGAAUAUGAAGGGAGGGAAAGAACUCCACAGUUUGUUGUUCAGGCUUAUAUUGCAGGGCCAAAGAAUGUGAAUCUUCAGGAAACAGGUCCACUUUGGCUUAAAUUUGAGCAAACAUUGAGCAAUUAUGAAGAAGACACAAAGAGGGGGGAUGAAGGGAACUGCUGCAUCUUGUAAACUGACAAAUAUUGCCUUACAUAUUUCACACGAUCGACUAAAAUCAUUGUACAAAAGCCAAAUAAGAUGGAUAGUCAAUAUCUCUGGCAACUUUUUUCUGGGAGAGUAGUUACAGGGAGAAAGAAAAACAAACAAACCUCUUUUGAUUGGAUGCUUUUUAAUUUUUGACCAUUUUACUUGAUAGUGAUGUUCUUGUUUGAUUUGCCA
This is a messenger RNA of Alnus glutinosa, 1849 nucleotides long. RefSeq lists its product as uncharacterized. NCBI's taxonomy places the organism in Eukaryota, Viridiplantae, Streptophyta, Magnoliopsida, Fagales, Betulaceae. The transcript is spliced from 14 exons. The record is from RefSeq and is a predicted model, not a curated record. Bases 359 to 1642 code for a protein of 427 amino acids.